AUUUAUACAGGGGCAUUUCGAAAAACACACACAAAAGCGAAAGGUAGUUGUAACAAAUAUGGCCGACCAAAAUGGGGAUAUAACUUUGUUGAAAAAAACCAACGUUUCCGUCUUUGUCGAGGAGGCUCUGCCCGAUAUUUUAAUUGUAACGUACGAAUUUGGCUUGAAAAUAUUCAAAGGGGUGCUUUUAGAGUCCAGCAAAAGAAACUUACCCUGCGGAGUACCAAAUCUAAACCCAGUCUUUAAUGUACCAAAAAACCCAGUCGAAGACCCCUUAUACGCUGUCAAUCAAAGAUUUGCCUAUUUGGACCCCAAUGUCCAAAAGAAAAAAAUACAGGUACCAAACAAAUACAAAAAUAAUAAAAUGACAGUAAGGUUAAGGCCUAGGCAAGUGCUGUGCACGAAAUGCAAAGGCAUUUGCAAUGAAAACUCAGAAAACGUGUCCAGAAAACGAAAAUCUUCUGAAACUACUAGCACCCAGCCCCCUCCUCCUAGCAAAAGGGGCAACAACGCCCCUGUAACUAGAUCAGUAAAAAGCUAUCUAAGCGCCAAACGCAAAUUGAGGGGCUACAGUCAAGAACCUGUAGACGAAAAGAACAAUAAAAAGCUUGAAGAAAAGGUGCCUGUGGAGAGUACAAAUUGGGUGGAUCCAGAUACUAUUAAAAAACCACUGACAAAUAUUGGAAAUGAGCCUCAAGAAGAUCCCUUGUUUAUCAAACAUUCCGAUGAACAUUCCCUAGGAGAACCAGCUGCAGUUGAGCCAGUGUUUCAGCAACCAACUCAGACUCAGGUACUAAGAGCGGCAAGGCGGAAUAGGAAGAAAAAAAGUGCUGGCACAACAGACGACGAAAGUAGCAAUAACGAGCCACAAUCCAGCAGCGGUUCAGCAGGCAAUAUUACCUCGAAUACAAGGACAAUAAAAAUAUCUUAUGGGCCUCAAGGCGAAGGAACCGUUUUGAAAAUACCAGCACAAAUAGACAAUAUCACAGAUGACGAUUCCGAGGAGAAUGUCGAUAUGCCUGUUGUGGGGCAGGGGGUUUCAGUCAAAAUGCUCAACACCAAAGCGGCAAGAAAGGCGAUGAAACGAGCGAAAAAAGAAGCGAGAAGGAAGAUGAUACUUGGAGGAAGUCCCUUGUAUUUAGGUGGAGCUUCUCCGAGGUACUUACCCAGUCCAGGAGCAUCGCCCAGAUAUAGUCCAGCAGCUUCUCCAAGAUAUACUUUGGGUGGUUCCAGUCCUAGGUACCAUCACGUUGGUGCUGCUUCACCUAGACAAGGAUUGGGUAACAAUUCUCCAAGGUAUAUGAUAUCACCUUUUGAAAUUACAGUUCCGCGACGCAGAAAACGCAAAAUGAAACACAAAAAGAAACACCGAGAGGACAGAAAACAUAAGGAAAGCGAAGUUGGUAGUACCACUCAAGAAGACUCAAAAGAACAAUGCAUCACCCAAAAAUUGUCAAUAAACCUAAAACGCUUAAACAACACUUCUUACACAUUACAAGAAGAAACAAGUUCAAGUUCAGACGAACAAGGAAGCGAAUCGAUGCCCGAUUUUCCAGCACCUAAUUUGAUGUUAAGAAUCAACGUCCAAACACUAUCAAGUUCUUUGGGGGCCGAUGGCGUUCGGCUUUUAGUCGGCGACGUCGUUUGGGGCAAAAUUCAAGGAUUCCCGUGGUGGCCUGGAAAAAUUUUGACCAUAACCAGUGGCGGUUCGCAAGGGCCUCAAGCGCACGUCGCUUGGUACGGAUCUGCCACUUCUAGUUUGAUGCAAUGUGAUCAGUUGAGUCACUUUUUGGAUAAUUUUAAGAUAAGGCAUAAUAAAAAGAAAAAAGGCCCUUAUAAAGAAGCUAUCAAACAAGCCACGGCUGAAGCUAAAGAAAAUGCUGAAAAUCGCGUUAGACAGCCUCUGGGUAAUAGUCCCUCUCACAAUAUCAUACAGCAAGUUGUACCCCCUGCUCUAGCAUCUCCUAGAGAAAUCGACGUUGUAUCUUAAUUUAUCGUGAUAUGUUUUAUUUGAUCCCAACUCUUUUUUUUUAGAACAACUUGAAUACCUCAAGCUAAAUUGAAUUAUAUGGGAAUUUAGGGUAAACCCAAAAAAAAAAAGCUAUUUUUGUUGUUUAAUAUAGUCAACCCUCUGUAGGAUAAUGUAUAGCAGUUUUUCUUUUAAAUGUUGUAGGCUUAAGGCACUUUUGAUAGUUUACCAAGAAAAUUAUUGGUUCCUAAUAUUGUGGGUGCCAUAAUUCAGUUUUUCAAACUUUUUAUAUCAAUUAUUAUAAUUUUGCCUUGUGUUGUAUACAAUAAUAUAUCUGUGAUUUUAUUCUCUUGGUAUAAGCGACUGUACAGUUAAUUUGGUAAAUAAAAACUUGGUUACUUAGUUGAAAAAAAAAACACAAAUUUAUUUCCAUUGAGUGUGUAGAAUUACUAAACGUUCGUGCACCCGUCUCGUGCAAUUCAGCUUUGGAAACAUUUCGUUCAAACCGCCAUAAUCCAUAAGACUGAGACCUGCCAAGCCGAAGUAAGUGUGCAUCGGAUCCGCAGUGCUAUUGACCCACUUUGAAAAGCCACCAUAUUUGUCUUGAGUCAUAAGGACGAAGUUAGGAUUUUGUUCUGAGUCAAUGAAUUGAUAUGCUUCUAGGAUUUUGAGUGCGCCACCGGUCCAGAAGGAAUAGCACGUGUCUGUUGGUUUGUUUGGUCUACCAUU
Molecule: messenger RNA, 2698 nt
Organism: Ceutorhynchus assimilis (cabbage seed weevil)
Lineage: Eukaryota; Metazoa; Arthropoda; Insecta; Coleoptera; Curculionidae
Source: the annotation of a GenBank genome assembly